GUUCAUCAUGAGAGUCGCAACUUCGUUUACCUUCGUUUCGCUUUUGGCCUUGGCUCAAGCCAAUGGAGUGGUAUGGUUCCCAAGAAAUCAAAGUGGACAGUUUGGGAUUCUGAAUCUAACACCUGUCUCAUAGGCUGCCUCGUUGGACAAAAGAGCUCAAGAAGCAGCUGAUAUAGCCACAGCAUAUGCCACUAGCGAAGUCACCAUCACAAGCUGCGGUCCCGAAGUCACAGAUUGCCCGGCGAGCUCGACAAAUGUCCAACAACCUACUCCCGAGACAGAAACCCCGCCUGUCGCUAUUACAACGCCCGCUCCUGGCCCUGUCGAGACACCGGGGUCGACAGUGUAUGCUACAAAUGAGGUUACCAUUACCAGCUGUGGUCCUGAAGUUACCGAUUGCCCGGCCAGUUCGACUCAGGUGCAGAGUGCUCCUGCUGAGACACCAUCACCACCUCCGUAUACUGAGACUGCAACUGCUUCCUCCUCCGUUGUUCCUUCGCCGCCGCCGCCAUCUUCUGCCCCUGCUGAGGUGCCGGGCCCGUCUACUGUGUAUGCUACCGAUGAAGUUACUAUCACUAGCUGCGGUCCUGAAGUUACCGACUGCCCAGCGAGUUCGACAGCAGUGCAGUCGAGUGUUCCUGUUGAGACGCCGCCGACGCCUGUGACUGAGACCCAGACCGCUUCGUCUUCUGUUGUUCCUUCUCCGCCGCCGCCAUCUUCUGCCCCUGCUGAGGUGCCGGGCCCGUCUACUGUGUAUGCUACCGAUGAAGUUACUAUCACUAGCUG
This is a messenger RNA of Aspergillus wentii DTO 134E9, 786 nucleotides long. RefSeq lists its product as uncharacterized. The transcript has a single exon. The record is from RefSeq and is a predicted model, not a curated record. Bases 186 to 665 code for a protein of 159 amino acids. NCBI's taxonomy places the organism in Eukaryota, Fungi, Ascomycota, Eurotiomycetes, Eurotiales, Aspergillaceae.